AUGGAGGUCAAAACCGGCCUCAUCCUAGGCUACAACGGGGUCCACCCCUUCUCCAAAGUCAACAUCACCGACCGCGCCUCCGUCCAGGAACUCCUACGGACCCUCCUCGACCCCCUCGAGCCGUUCUUCUCGCCGCUGAAAGCCAGAGUGAAAUGCCCCGGUGCCACAGCCGUCAGGUUCGACCAGACUGCCUCGGAGGUCGAGGGCAUCUGUCGACCGCUCUGGGGCCUGGCGUGUCUCCUGGCCGGAGGGGGCGACUACAAUGGCACCGAGUGGUGGAUCCAGGGAAUCAAGGCGGGGACUGAUCCCGAGAGCCCUGAGUACUGGGGAUAUCCGCGUGACAAUGAUCAGAGAAUGGUGGAGAUGUGCCCCCUCGGCUAUGCGUUGGCCGUGGCGCCUGUUAUCUGGCAGUCGUUGAACGAGAAGGAGAGAGGGAAUGUCGAAAAUUGGCUAGGCAACUCGAUCAACGAGAAGAAUAUGCCCAACACCAAUUGGCUCUGGUUCCGCGUUUUCGCCAACCUCGGACUGAAGAAACAAGGAGGGAAGUUCUCCCAAGAGAGGCUAGAUCGUGACAUCGAACAUCUGAACACCUUCUAUCGCGGAGAUGGGUGGUCGAACGACGGUCCGGAGGGCAUCCAUCAGAUGGACUAUUAUUCGUCGAGUUUUGCUAUUCAAUUCCUGCAGCUACUGUACGCGAAGUUAGCCGGUGAGGACGAGCCAGAGCGUGCUGCAGAGUUCAAGAAGCGCGCUCAGGUGGUCGCUCUUGACCUGAUCCACUACUACGACAAUGAAGGUCGUUCCAUCCCGUUCGGUCGAAGUGUAGGCUACCGUUUCGCCAUGGUCUCUUUCUGGGGUGCCAUGGCGUACGCCGGAGUCGAGCUCCCAGAGCCCCUUACAUGGGGAAUGGUGAAGGGCGUGGUACUACGCCAUCUGCGAUGGUGGCAGACCCAGCCCGACAUAUGGAGUCCAAGCGGAACUCUGACGAUUGGGUAUACGUUCCCGAAUAUGUAUUUGGCCGAGAAUUACAACAGUCCGGGGAGUCCAUACUGGGCAUGUCUGGCAUUCAUCUGCCUCGCUGUGCCCGCAGAUCACCCCUUCUGGACAUCCGAAGAACAGCCCCUGGGAGAUGCCCUCCCAAAGAUAAAGGAAUUAAAACAGCCGGGUCACAUCAUGAGCUAUCUCGGCGGCCACUGCAUGCUCCUCUCAUCAGGCCAAGCCUGCAGCUACCCCAUGAAAGGCACGCACGCCAAAUACGGCUCCUUCGCCUACAGCAGCGCCUACGGCUACAGCGUGCCGCCGGGCCUCUUCACGCUCGAGCAGUACGCGCUCGCCUCGCAGCUCGGGCUCUCGGACGACGGCGGCGAGUUCUGGAAGGCGCGGCGGGUAUCCGAGUACGCGGGCCUCGAGCACCGUCCCCACGAUGAUGACCCCAACGGCAAGGGCAAGGGAAAGAGCACGACGCCCGUGCUCGUCUCGGUCUGGAAGCCAUUCCCCGACGUCACCGUGCGCACGACGCUCGUCCCGCCCGCGGAAGAGACGCCCAACUGGCACCUGCGCGCGCACCGCAUCGACGCCGCGGGCCGCGCCGUCAUGACGGCCGACGGCGCCUUCGCGAUCUCCAACGAGCGCCGCGCCGACGGGCGCUACCUCGACGCGUGGGACGCCACCAAAUGCGAGGGCACGUCCCCGCGCAUCAUCGGCAACUACGACCUCGCGACCCCAGAAGGGUGGGCGGGCGGCCGGCAGGGCGCCUUCGCCGUGUCCAAGGGCGCGGUGGGGAUUCGGGCACUCGAGGACAUAGAGGGAAAGAAGAAGGUGGGCAGGUCGGCGAUGCUGGUCAAUGCGGACCCGAACUCGAAUAUCGUCGAGAGCCGCACCUUGAUCCCGACGCUGCAGCAUACGGUUGGCAAGGGCGAGGUGGUGUGGUAUGUUUCGGCCAUCUAUGCGAAGCCGUCGGGCGAGGGCGUGGCGCCCGAGUCGUACCUGGAUGGCUGGGAGAAGGUGCCCGAGAUCCCGGCGUGGUUGAGGGCUGAGAUGGAGGAGUGA
Messenger RNA from Anthostomella pinea, 2046 nucleotides. NCBI's taxonomy places the organism in Eukaryota, Fungi, Ascomycota, Sordariomycetes, Xylariales, Xylariaceae. The record is from the annotation of a GenBank genome assembly.